Molecule: messenger RNA, 1704 nt
Organism: Cyclocybe aegerita
Lineage: Eukaryota; Fungi; Basidiomycota; Agaricomycetes; Agaricales; Hemipholiotaceae
Source: the annotation of a GenBank genome assembly
AUGGUGGACAGGAGGAUGAAUUCCACAAGGAGGAUUUCUGGCUCAGAUGACACGCUCGAGCUGCCUGCAGAUGUUCUAUCCCACGUCUUUGCCCUCAACGCCGAUAUGGGCCAGGAUCAAGCAGAAAUACCCCGAGAAAGUGUCUCUGAAUGGCCCCCGCGUGCACUUACCAUCAUUCGCGAUGCCUCUCAUGUCUGUCGCUCCUGGCGCAACUUGAUCCUCUUUUCACCGACCCUGUGGGGCAAGCUCAUCGAUAUCGACUAUCUCUCUCAUAUUUCCGACGAAGCGGCGCAAGAAAUCCUUUCUCGUGCGGGAAAUGCUCUCUUGACAGUGAAGGCCCAAAUCAAAAUAAGGGACAAAGCCACCGAUAACGCAGCUCGUUCGUUGCUCUCCCACGUGCUAGAAGCGAAUUGGGACAGGAUCGAGAAACUAUCCGUGCACGUCUUCAAAGCCCACCGUACCGAACCGCACUACUGGCCUCAGUUCUAUAUGCCCGCGCGAUCGUUGAAGUCAUUUCAACUCUACUUCGUGUCCUACUUCACCAUGGAACAUGUCCUUCCUUUCGACGGACGGAGGCUCUUUGACGGGGUGGCACCGCAGCUUCGUUCCAUCGAUUUGGGCAACAGGAUGGAAAUCGACCCAGGAGCCUCGUGGCUAUCGCACAUUCGAUAUAUCAGAAUCUACGAUGCCCCCAUGCCGCUCUCACGGUGGCUGGACUUGCUCAGUGCUACAACAAUGUUGGAGUCGCUCGUUAUCCAUUUCUCAUCUAUUGACCAACAGAGCCCUGAUCUUGAAAAUUGUUGCUUCGUGCGUCUUCCCUACCUCACCCGACUCGCGGUCAGCCAUCGCCUCUUCGAUGUCGCGGCGCUGCUUGGUCACCUUGAGGUGCCUCCUCGCUGCCUCGUCGACAUUAUAACUACCGAUCCGGAACGUAUAAAGUCCGCCGACGACAUCGAUCUCGUCAAGGAUGUCCUCGGGACCUACGCCAAAGCAUGGAUCACCCAUUUCUCCGAGCAGCCUCAGCUCUGCCUCUCUGUCUUGCGUCGAGGGUUCUGUGUCAAGCAGUACAUCCAGGGGACGGAGAAAAAUCCUGUGUGGUGUUUCUGUUUAGACGUCAGUUGCAGCUCAGAUCAUGAUCUGCACAGCGUCUUGCCCUACCUCGAUGCGUUCGCUGGGAUCAAUUUUGACCACAUCUCCGAGCUCGCUCUGGAAAUAUCGGGAUCUUGGACACUGGAUACAGAGCACUGCGUCGAAUCCAACCCAUCCAUACCCCGCUUCAUUUCGCGCCUUCAGAACGUCGAGUGCAUGUACACAACGAUUAAAUCUGUCGACACCCUCAUUAGGAUGACUUACCACCAUUCCGUCCUCUUCCCAGUGCUUUCAAGAUUGAAGCUGGGGGACAUAUGGAGCAUCUACGGUCGCCUGAUGGGGCCGGAGAACGCCCCGGCGAAGGUGGUGCGUUGCUUUCUUGAGUGGCGAGAGAGUAAGGGCCAUCCCAUUCAGCUUCUCGAUCUCACUCACUGUGACCUUAUUCCUGAUUUAUCGUCCUUGGACAACAUGGCCACAGGGAUGAAGAUACGCUGGAAAUCAUACCGGUUUGCGAGUGAGUGCGAACCAGAGUACAUUUGUGGUUCAGGGAGACAAGACGUUCUCGCCAAUCUGCGCCCUCAUGAGCUCGUCGAUGGAACUUGGGUGCUCACAUAG